Molecule: messenger RNA, 2822 nt
Organism: Eptesicus fuscus (big brown bat)
Lineage: Eukaryota; Metazoa; Chordata; Mammalia; Chiroptera; Vespertilionidae
Product: protein FAM149A-like
Source: RefSeq, a predicted model, not a curated record
AUGAAGGUCGCCGUGUUGGACCUCGGGUCUCUCUUUUCCAAAAUCUUCAAGACCUCGACUGCGUCCCCGGCGCCCCCGGCGCCCCCGGCGGUGCCCUCCCCGGCUGUGAACUCCAGCAAAUCGGAAGGCGCUGCCAGCGCGGGGCCGGCGGGCACAGCGCUGAGCACGGCCCCCACCCUGCGCCUCCUCCCCGCCUUGGCGCCCGACUCCCCCUGCACCCCGCGGGGGGCGCCCGCCGCGCCCCACCCUCCGCUCACCGCCUCCUACCCCAGGGUCUGCGUCGCCAGCCGCGCGGCAGAAGCAGUAGGGACCCCCUUGUCCCUGCCCAGUAGCCCCAGAGCAAGCAAAGUCCAGUCCCCGCCGCAGGACCUGCCCCGGGACCUGCCCCAGGACCUGCCCCGGGACCUGCCCCGGGACCUGCCCCAGGACCUGCCCCGGGCCCCGUCUGGCGGUGGCCGCAGAGCCCAGAGCUCCCCGGAGCAUCUGGGGGCGGGGGCGCGGUCGACCCCCGUCCCCGGCGGGGUCUGGGCGGCGCUGCCAUCCAUCCGGGGCGCAGUGGGCAGCAGCAGUUCAGCCUGGAGCCCACGGAACCCCCGCCAGCGUGGCCCCGGAGACCCAGAGCCCAGUGCUUGGAUGCCCCCCCCCCCCCCCGGGCCGGGCCCCAAGACCCUCUCCACCCUGCCGGGCAUCGGCGAGGAGUGGGCCUCGGACAGCGACUCGGAGGAGGCCGGACACGCGAGAGGACUGUCAGAAGGAUCUGGGAAACACCAUUUUCCUGUAAAAAGCAUUUUACAAAGAAAUGUGCAGAAAGCCAUUGAUAAAUAUACCUGUGAGUCCAUGUCACCGUUUUCAUCCAGUGGAAGCCCCACACCCACAGAAGCCCACAGCUCUUGGUCCAGGUCUGGGACGCAGAGUUCGACCUCCACCACGGGUUUAUCUACCGAAAGGAGCUCCAUUUGCUCAUGGAGAGAUGAAGAGUUUGACAAAGCCAGUGCACAGAAAGUACAGCAGCUAUUCUGGGAGGUCGAGGAGAUGUUAUUCGAAGGGAAAGUGAGCCCACAGACCCAGAACCUCAUGGCUGAGUGCAGCGAGUGGGCGAGACGAUCCAUCCAUCUGAGAGUAUUAGGAAGACAGGUCAUCCUGCCGACCGAUGAAGGGGUCCGCUACUUCCAGGGCAGCGAGCCUCGCUCUGCAGGUCACAAAUGCUCCCCGGAUGCUCGUGAAUGCAGCAGCAUCAGGCAGUGUGAGCCUCGACUUCACCACUUUGCAAGUUUAGAUUUCACUGAAGGACAGAAAGAAAAAUUGAAAGUCACUGAGGCUAAAUCUCUGCAGCGUCUCAUUUCCUAUAUUAACACUGAUUUAAUGAGUGUUCGCCCGUCCAGAAGUUCUGAAACUCAGAGCAUCUCCCUGGCUUCUCAUCUUAAUCCCCCCCAGAUCCAUCGCUUCUCCAACAAUUUGUAUAGUGAUUUGAAUGGUGUGAUGACAAUUCAAGCAAAACCGCUUCAGCAGAGACCGACCCAUUUUGCCGACAGGACACAGAAUGAACAAGAGGACAAAUCACUGAGUGUGGGGACUAGUGCCCUUUCUGCGACCCGCCACCGUCUGGGACGAAUCUCAGACUCCUGCCGACUACAGACUCCUGCAAAGAAAACACUGAUACACAGGAGGCUGCCUUCUCUCACUUUGGACUCACAGAGAAUGAAAACCCCCAAUGUGGACAGUGAGGAGGUGCUUAGGGGAACACGACUGCAAACUGGCCUGGACCUCAUGUCCUCCCCACCCGUCCACACCGCAUGGAGCAGGUUACCCCACAUCGGCCCCGAGCCCGCUGAGCAGUUUCGGGAUCUCGCCCUGUCUCUAGGAAAGCAUGCACAAAACCGUGUUCUAAGUGCAGGACCCGAUAGUGUAGAACGAUCACCUCUUCGAGAAAGAUCUCUGACUGUGGAACAGUUUUCAAGGCCCAGCACAACCCAUACGUUCCGGUCAGACACCCCUCGAAAAGGUUCAUUGACUCUGAUGGAGUUUGCUGGUCACACCUGGGCAGGUCAAGGUUUGCUGACAGGUUCGCAGUAUCCACCCAAGUCUUUUCAGAGGACAGCUCUGACUUUAAGAAAGAGAUUCCAAGUGGCAUCUUGAUGUUGCUGCCCCAGAAUUGCAGCCUUUGCUGGGCCACCCAGAGCCUCCGCGACCACUUGUCACUUGAAAAACAGAAGAACAAGUAUUAUCUUAUGUGUCUGUUGGCCCGGCAGUCUGCGAUAUUGGACUGUCGGAGAGAAAUGCGGACAGAUAAACAACUUAAUUGUGAACACUUUGCCUUGUAAACACAAUACAAGUCAAGCUCAUCAAUAUGGAUCCUUUAGGCUUUGCUCAGAGGAACCUCUGUUUAUAAUCCUUCCUUUUAUCAACUAUACACACACGCAUAAUUAGUGUACGAAUUCAUAAACUACUUAAUAUAUAUAGUAAUAUGCCAUUUUGUAACUUUGUGUCUUGAUAUGUUUUUUGUGUCUCAUUCCAUGAUUAAUUCCAUCCAAAUCCUAAUCACAAACAGAUAUUAUUUCCUUCUUGAGAAAAUAGCAGAGGCAUCUUGGGUCCCGUGAGCCAGUGUAAGAUGGGGCUGUGCUGGUCAGUGUGCUGACUUUCUCAUUCCCUUUUAAAAGGCAGUUUCGUCAUGAACCUCUUUGAAGAACGUCAGUGGUGACGUCUCCAAAGCCCAUUUUGCUUGACUAGUUUUCAUGUUCAAGUUCAGGUGGUCUUUUCAGAAGUAUCCCCAGUUUAUUGAUUUUUAAAAUCAAGUGAUUGAUUUUAAUUAUGAAUAUAAACAU